ACGUGACUUCUGACAUCGAUUGACCAAUAUUAAUUCAUUAUAAUUUUAAUAUUUUAGUUUAUAAUUUCUUAAAUUUUCAAAGGAAUGGAAAAUUAUAAUAAAUUAUAAUUAAAAUUAAUAAAUUAGAUUACAGCAUAAUUGUUAUAAAUUAAUUAUUUUCAUCGAAAUUUAACUGUUAGUGCAAAAAAAUUCGAACCUAAUCAUGUGGACUCUAAUACUAUCACUUAUUGCUGGAUGGCUAGGAAUUUAUUUAUUAUAUUUAUACACAAAAAAUGAUAUAUUUAAAAAAUCAGGUGUUCCGCACAUAAAACCUUGGCCAUUGUUAGGCAACAUGGGACCAGUAAUUUUUAAUAAAACUUCCCUACCUAAAAUGAUAGCCAACAUUUAUAAAUCAAAAUCAAAAGCAAAAUAUUUUGGAUUUUAUGAAUUUAAAAAUCCAAUUCUCGUUAUUUGUGAUCCAGAAUUGAUUAAAUCGAUUGGAAUUAAAAAUUUUGAAUCAUUUACAAACCGUAAAGGAUUUGCUGAUGAAAAUCAAGAUCCAAUUUUAGGCAAUGAUUUAUUCUCUCUAAAAAAUGAUAAAUGGCAUCAAAUGAGAAAUAUAUUAACACCAUCAUUCACAUCAAGUAAAAUGAAAAUAAUGUUUAAGAUAAUAUUUCAACAGGCUGAUAAUUUUGUUAAUCACAUGUUAAAUGAAAAGAAAACAGAAGUGGAUGUGAGAAAAUUAUUUCAAAAAUUAGUGACAGAUUUAAUAGCAUCUUGUUCUUAUGGAAUUUCAACAAAUUGUGUCAAGGAUCAAGAAAAUGAUUUAUACAUUAUAGGACCUCGAGCUGCUAAUUUGGAGCAAUUAAAACGUAAUAGACUUCUAUUAACCAUGUUUCCUGUAAUAUGUAAAAUGUUCAAUAAGUCCUUUCUCGAUAAUGGAAUAGCGAAAUUAUUCAAAAAUAUCGUCAAAUCUACAAUUGAUGAAAGAAAAGAAAAAAAUCCAUUUAUUUCAAAUAUGAUACAUUUAAUGAUAGAUGCGAAUGAUAAAAAUAAAAAUAUCACUCUUAAUGAAAUGUCCGCACAAGUUUAUGUAUUUUUUAUCGCCGCAUUUCAUACAACUUCUGGAGUAUUGACAUAUUUGUCUUAUGAACUAGCAAUUAAUCCAGAAAUACAAAAGAGACUUCAAGAAGAAAUUGAUUCACUUCAGGAAAAAUUUAAGAAAAAAUUAUCUAAUAAAAUUAUUGAUAACGAUGCUUAUAAGGAUAUUAAUGAUUUGAAAUUUUUGGAUGCUGUUAUUAAAGAAACAAUGAGAUUACAUACAGUUGUACCACUAGUUGAAAGAAUGUGUUCUCAAAAUUUUCUACUACCACCAGCAUUACCGGAUUCAAAACCCUUUACAGUAAAAACCGGAACAUUUUUAUGGCUUCCAGCUGAGGCAAUACAUGAAGAUUCUAAUUAUUACACCGAUCCAAAAAAAUUUGAUCCUGAUCGUUUUCUCAAAGAUGAAAAAAUUCAUCUCAAUACUCCAAAAUAUAUGCCAUUUGGAAUUGGUCCACGUAACUGUAUUGCCUAUAGAUUUGCACUAUUGAUAUUUAAAGUUGUAAUUUUUCACAUUUUCUCUAGAUGUAGUGUUACAAUUUGUUCAAAAACUCCUAUUCCUUUGGAAAUGAGUGAUAAAACUUUAACGAAUAUUCCGAUAAAUGAAAUAUGGUUACAAAUCAAGGAACGAAAAUUGUGAUUCAAUUCUGUUUUAAUGGAAUUUAGUAAUUUUAAAUUAAAAUAUCAUUCUUUCUCUGUUGUAGUAAAAUUUAUAAUAAACUAAAACUGCAUUUUAAUAAUUAAUAAAA
Leptopilina boulardi is the source of this 1829-nucleotide messenger RNA. RefSeq names its product cytochrome P450 9e2-like. The transcript is spliced from 2 exons. NCBI's taxonomy places the organism in Eukaryota, Metazoa, Arthropoda, Insecta, Hymenoptera, Figitidae. Gene Ontology annotation, molecular function: heme binding; monooxygenase activity; iron ion binding. Bases 203 to 1720 code for a protein of 505 amino acids. The record is from RefSeq and is a predicted model, not a curated record.